Messenger RNA from Microthlaspi erraticum, 1995 nucleotides. The record is from the annotation of a GenBank genome assembly. Lineage: Eukaryota; Viridiplantae; Streptophyta; Magnoliopsida; Brassicales; Brassicaceae.
AUGGAGGGAGUCGAUCACCUUGCCGAUGAGAGGAACAAAGCAGAGUUCGAUGUCGAGGAGAUGAAGAUCGUCUGGGCUGGUUCCCGCCACGCUUUCCAAGUUUCAAAUCGGAUUUCGCGCCUCGUCGCCAAUGAUCCGAUCUUCGAGAAAAGCAAAAGAGCAGUGAUGAGUAGGAAAGAGUUGUUCAAGAACACGUUGAAGAAAAGCGCUCACGCUUGGAAGAUGAUCAACGAGCUUCGUCUCUCUGAUGAAGAAUCAAUCAGAUUCAGAUCUUUCAUGGAUCAACCGGGCUUCGUGGAUCUUCACUGGGGAAUGUUUGUUCCUGCAAUCAAAGGACAAGGCACAGAGGAACAGCAACAAAAGUGGUUGCCUCUUGCGAAUAACAUGCAGAUAAUUGGUUGUUAUGCUCAAACUGAGCUUGGUCAUGGCUCUCACGUUCAAGGCCUUGAGACAACCGCCACUUUCGAUCCCCAGACUGACCAGUUUAUCAUUCACAGCCCAACUCAAACAUCAUCCAAAUGGUGGCCUGGUGGUUUAGGAAAAGUGUCUACUCAUGCUGUGGUUUAUGCUCGUCUCAUAACCAAUGGCAAAGACCAUGGUGUUCAUGGGUUCAUCGUGCAGCUUCGAAGUUUGGAUGAUCAUUCUCCUCUUCCGGGUAUAACGGUUGGUGAUAUAGGGAUGAAGUUUGGAAACGGAGCAUAUAACUCAAUGGACAAUGGUUUUCUUAAGUUUGAUCACUUUCGUAUUCCUAGAGAUCAAAUGCUCAUGAGGCUGUCAAAAGUUACGAGAGAAGGAAAAUAUGUAGCAUCAGAUGUUCCAAGGCAACUGGUGUAUGGUACUAUGGUGUUUGUGAGACAGUCUAUUGUGUCAAAUGCUUCCAAUGCCUUGUCUCGUGCGGUCUGCAUAGCUACAAGAUACAGUGCAGUUCGAAGACAGUUUGCCUCACAGAAUGGUGGCACUGAGACACAGGUGAUUGAUUAUAAAACUCAGCAAAACAGGUUGUUUCCUCUGCUGGCAUCAGCAUAUGCAUUUCGGUUUGUAGGAGAGUGGCUGAAAUGGUUGUACACUGAUGUAACACAAAGACUAGAGGCUAGUGAUUUUGCUACAUUGCCUGAAGCUCAUGCUUGCACUGCAGGAUUGAAGUCUAUGACUACUUCAGCUACCGCAGAUGGUAUUGAAGAAUGUCGUAAGUUAUGUGGUGGACAUGGCUACUUGUGGUGCAGUGGCCUUCCUGAGUUGUUUGCUGUUUAUGUUCCUGCUUGCACAUAUGAAGGAGACAAUGUUGUGUUGCAGUUACAGGUUGCUAGAUUUCUGAUGAAGACAGUUUCACAGUUAGGUUCUGGUAAAGCUCCUGCUGGAACAACUGAAUAUAUGGGCAGAGCACAACACCUUUUGAAAUGUCGUUCUAGCGUAAAAAAGGCUGAGGAUUGGUUAAAUCCUGGUAUGGUGCUGGAAGCUUUUGAAGCAAGAGCUUUAAGAAUGGCUGUUUCUUGUGCUAACAAUCUAAGCAAGUUUGAGAAUCAAGAACAAGGAUUCUCUGAGCUCUUAGCUGAUCUUGUUGAAGCUGCCAUUGCCCAUUGCCAGUUGAUUGUUGUUUCCAAGUUUAUAGCCAAAAUAGAGGGAGAGAUCAAAGGGAAAGGAGUGAAAAAUCAGCUAAAGAAUCUGUGCUACAUCUAUGCACUUCAUCUCUUACACAAACAUCUCGGUGAUUUCCUUAGUACAGACUCUGUCACUCCCGAACAAGCCUCACUCGCAAGCCACCAGCUUCGGUCACUCUACUCUCAGCUCCGACCAAACGCAGUCGCUCUCGUUGACGCAUUUAACUACACCGAUCACUAUCUUGGCUCUGUUCUGGGCCGCUAUGACGGAAACGUGUACCCAAAGUUGUUCGAGGAAGCAUUGAAGGAUCCACUUAAUGACUCGGUGGUCCCUGACGGCUACCAUGAAUACAUCCGACCAUUGAUUAAGCAACACAUCCGCUCUGCAAGACUCUGA